Ostreococcus tauri is the source of this 1551-nucleotide messenger RNA. RefSeq names its product Major facilitator superfamily domain, general substrate transporter. Gene Ontology annotation, molecular function: transmembrane transporter activity. NCBI's taxonomy places the organism in Eukaryota, Viridiplantae, Chlorophyta, Mamiellophyceae, Mamiellales, Bathycoccaceae. The record is from RefSeq and is a predicted model, not a curated record. Bases 1 to 1551 code for a protein of 516 amino acids. The transcript has a single exon. Gene Ontology annotation, biological process: transmembrane transport.
AUGGCGCUCGCCCGUCGCCCGGGCGCGACGCCCGCGCGCGUGUCGUCGCGGGCGUCGUCGCGACGCGCGCGCGCGGGCGCCGUCGCGGCGUCGACGUCAUCGUCGACGUCGCGGUGGUGUUUUACGGCGGCGCGAGGACGAGGGCCGACGGCGAAAACGGGGACGACGACGACGGACGUUCGCGCGCGAUCGGUGCGCAACGCGUCGUGGGAUGGAUUCGAGACCGAGGAUGAGGGGGCGGAGACGGCGAUCGGGGACCCGUCGACGCGGAAACGACGAACGCUCGGGUACGCGGGGGCGCUCGCGUUGAAUCUGUUGCUCGGGACGUUGUUUUGUUGGUCGAUUUAUCUCGUCCCGCUCGAACUGUCGCUGGGAACGGGACGGGCGGUGUUGUCGAGCGUGUUUUCGAUCGGGACGAUCGGGACGGUGAGCGCGAUGUCGUUCGCGGGACCGUGGGUGUACGCGAAGUUUGCGCCGAGUCGCGUCGCGGCGCUCGCGGCGGCGCUCGCGGCGUGCGGCUUGUGGGUGGCCUCGAGCGCGGUGCCGUUGGGGGCGACGUGGCCGUUGUUUUUAGGGUAUGGGGUGAUGUUCGGGUUCGCCUCUGGGCUAGGGUACGGGCUUUCGGUGCAAAUGUCGCCGUACGCGCCUCUGAGCGCCGGGUUGGCGACGGGUCUGGUGACCUCUGCGCGCGCGUUCGGGGCGUUCGUGUUCGCGCCCGUGGUGAAAGAGGCGGUGUUUACCGGUGGGGCGCAGUACGCACUGUCGUUGCUCGGGAACAUCAUCGCCUUGUCGUCGAUUCCCAUCGUGUUUUUCUUCAAAGCGAGCAAGCUCACGAUGCCCUUGGCGAAGAUGCGAGACAAGGAGAAUGUGACGUUGGAACAGAUGGAACGAGACAUCAAGCUCAGGCCGUUGGUUCGCCUGCUCUGGAUGUGCAUGGCGACGGGACUGUUUUCGGGUCUCAUGGUGAUGUCUCACGGCGCCACUCUCCUUUCGACGCGCGGUCUGUCGGCGGAGAUGCUCGUUAUCGGCGGCGUCUCGAUUGUCUCCGUGAUGACAUCCAUCGGUCGCAUCUUGGGCGGAUGGCUGUGCGAUCGAGUUCCCCCGAAACGGGUGUUGGUGUUCACUCCACUCUUAGCCGUCGGACCGCUCAUUUGGGCCGCCACGGACUCGGCUUCCGUGAUUGCCGGUGAGCUCGCCCUGAGCGCCGCCGCGCUCGUGUACGGCAUGUUCGCGAGCACCAUCCCCGUCGAGGUUCGAAGAGUUGCUGGCGACGGCGAUUUCGCCCGAACCUACGGGAGAAUCUUCACCGCCUGGGGUCUCUCCGGUCUCACCGCUCCCUAUGUCGCCGGCUACUUUUACGACUUGUUUGGCGAUUACUCCUUCGCCCUGCGCAUCGCCGCCGUUCUGAGCUGCGUCUCCGCCGCGCUCGCGAGCGCGCUCGAGUCUCCGCGCACCGCCGAGCGCGAGCGUCUCCUGGACGAGGCCAGUCGCGUAUCUGCCGCCGCUAAGCGAGGCGAGCGUUUCAUCGACUGCACCGACAUCGACACGUAG